AUGAAUCUACAAGUCCAAAAGUUACAAGCUCUAUUUCAGGAUCGAGAAGAUGGAGGAAUCACACAUCCGGAAACGGAAGAAUGUGUUUUCACAACAGGUGCAUUCCUCGAUACACCUAAUAUUGAAGAUUCCGAUGACGAUGGCCGAGCAACUAACAAAUAUUCAUUACAAUCGGCAGAACAUGGAGAAGAUAAUUAUUCCAAAAAAAAUCCCGACAUGGGAAUCGAGCAACGAACUCGAAAAGAUCUGAUCAAAUAUGCAGUCUACGAUUGUACAUCAGUCACAGAAUUAUACUUUCGAAUGAAUCCGCAACAAACGGACAAUGACACCAAAAUACCUCAAUGCAAAUCAAGACGUCAAUUUACAUUCAACGGCGACAAUAUCGAAACGAAUACAUUUGAUAUGAUUGAAUUCUGCGUAUCAGUGACAUCUACCGUUGUUGUUAUUGACCAAUAA
Molecule: messenger RNA, 456 nt
Organism: Adineta ricciae
Lineage: Eukaryota; Metazoa; Rotifera; Eurotatoria; Adinetida; Adinetidae
Source: the annotation of a GenBank genome assembly